UGUCUGCGUUUGCCUUUUUAAAAACGAUUAUUCGCGCAUAGAUACUGUACACGUGUAUCUCGUUUUUGCACGCUAAAGUUUGUAAUCGUUGAUUUGUCAUAGCAAUUUAGCUUGCAUCGUCGCGCAAUAUAUUCUGCGAAAUGUGUAAUUGCGAUUGAUCGUUACUCGCGUACAAACGUUGCGGUCUUUCUCUGCAUAAUUGCUCUACCUUGUGUGUAAAACCAUGGUGGGGGAGUACACCACGGGGCUAGAUAUCGAAGGGCUCGACUGCCGUAUUUUCUUCGCGACAUUGCGUCUCGUACAGUCGUUAUUCACCUCGUUGAAAGGGAACGACGUGUACGGUUUCUGGGAGUGAGAUGGUUCAAUGUGUCGUUGCAUGCUACGAUGUUGAGAAGUACUAUAAGCCCCUUGUUGAGAAUCGGUCUCGGUUUGAUCGGCAUAUGGCCCGGCGCCUCUUAUGGCACGCUUUGCUGGCUUUUUUACAUGACAACCCUUGUCGUAAUACAAUACUUGCAGUACUCCUACGUCUACGCGCAUCUCGAUUUCAACAACUUGACCAAACUGAUGGAUGGUUUGGGUCUAACCUUGGAUUACACUCUGACGAUAUUCAAGUUAAUCAGCUUAUGGUUUAAUCGUCGGAUAUUCGCGGAUAUUUUGAUCGCGAUGGACGACGAUUGGAAAGAGUGCGGGACCGAAUUUCAUGAAUGCAUUAUGGUGGACAAGGCAAAUUUGGCGUACCGUUGCUCCAACGUCUUGAUAUCCGUCAACGCUAUCGCUACUUUUCUAUAUUUUAUUGAAAGCUACGCGAGUGAACGUAAGUUAUCUAAGAACGGACAAUUGCGUAAGUUUCCGAUACAGGCACAGUUUCCGUUCGAUGUUCAAGAAACGCCCAUCUACGAGUUCGUCGACGUGGGCUUGUUUUUCCACGUAUUAGAAACUGCGACCGUAAUAGCAAUGCUGAAUGCUUUAAUCUUAACAUUAGUACUUCACGUAAGUGGACAAAUCGAUAUCAUGUGUCAAGAGUUGAAAGAGAUUCGUUCCACGUCUAAAUCUAAUUCGAUAUCUACCAGCUCGCUUGUCGCAAGACAUCAGAAAAUCAUAUCGUUGUCGAAAAACAUCGAAAAUUACUUUUCAUUUGUUGCUUUGUUGCAAUUCGUGUGGAACACUUUUGUUAUUUGCGCCAUUGGAUUCAUGGUAGUGAUAUCUUUGAGUAUGAAUAUAACAAGUAAAUCAGGAAUACUGAUACAAUUUAUUAUUCCAUUCUGCGCAGUAACUAUGGAAGCUUUCGUUUUUUGUUUCGCUGGCGAGUAUUUAAGAACCAAAAGCAAAGCUGUUGGCGAUGCAGCGUAUGAGGCGGUUUGGUACGAUUUGCCUACCAGCGAAUGUCGAAUUUUGUUAUUUGUGAUCCUCAGAUCACAAAAACAACUGACAAUCACUGCUGGUAAAGUCAUGGACUUAACAUUGGAAGAUUUCACCAGUGUAAGUUUCUUGCUUUAAAUUUUAUAAUUUAAUGUUUAUUUCAAAAAAAAUAUAUUGUUAUUAUAAUUGUUGAAAACAAGUUUUAAUAUUGUACAAUAUUUUUAAUGUGUUUAAAGUUUAUUAAUAUGUGUAUCGUAUUGAUAGAACGUCUUUGGAAUAAUUAUUCGCGUUAGUAUUCCUUUUUGUGUGAUAUUCUUUUAGGUUAUGAAAGCUUCUGCCUCGUACAUUUCAGUUUUAAACGCGAUGUAUUGAAACAUGUAUCAAUUUAUGCUAGCCAUACGUAUAUCCUCAAAUCAUUGCGAGUGAAAUAAUAAUGUACAUUUGUAGAAAAAAAUUAAUAGAAA
Solenopsis invicta (red fire ant) is the source of this 1823-nucleotide messenger RNA. RefSeq names its product odorant receptor 22c-like. The transcript is spliced from 5 exons. Bases 385 to 1497 code for a protein of 370 amino acids. Gene Ontology annotation, molecular function: odorant binding; olfactory receptor activity. NCBI's taxonomy places the organism in Eukaryota, Metazoa, Arthropoda, Insecta, Hymenoptera, Formicidae. Gene Ontology annotation, cellular component: plasma membrane. The record is from RefSeq and is a predicted model, not a curated record. Gene Ontology annotation, biological process: detection of chemical stimulus involved in sensory perception of smell; sensory perception of smell.